Xiphophorus maculatus (southern platyfish) is the source of this 1176-nucleotide messenger RNA. Its product is annotated as coagulation factor XI-like. The record is from RefSeq and is a predicted model, not a curated record. The transcript is spliced from 9 exons. Gene Ontology annotation, molecular function: protein binding. Gene Ontology annotation, cellular component: extracellular region. Gene Ontology annotation, biological process: proteolysis. NCBI's taxonomy places the organism in Eukaryota, Metazoa, Chordata, Actinopteri, Cyprinodontiformes, Poeciliidae. The coding region runs from base 50 to 1162 and encodes 370 amino acids.
CUCGGAUGAGAGCAGCCUCACUUUUUCUCUUUACCAUCUGCAGAAGAAGAUGGAGUCCCGUUGUGUGAGAGUUUUCCUGCUGUUGGCAGUCUGCCUUUCUUCAGGUCAAGCUUGUAUUCAAGGUUUUCUGCAGAAUGUGGAUUUUCCCGGGUCAGACGUAGUAGACAUGUACUCUCCGUCCGUGGAGCAUUGCCAAGAGCUUUGCACCCAGCACCCAUCGUGCCUCUUCUUCAGCUUCAAUCGGCCUGACAAGUCUUCAGGGCGUUUUCGGUGCUACCUGAAAUCAAGUUCUUCCGGACACCCACAGUCUCAGGUUUUACUGUUGGGCGUCUCUUCUGGCUAUUCUCUCAAAGCCUGCGGUCUGGAGCCAACACCUUGUUUUCCUCAGGUUUUUGAGGACGCGGACUUCCACGGUGGGGAUUACAGAACCUUAUUCACUGUUAACUUUGAGGAGUGUCAGAGGGUUUGCACGCUUGAUCCGGUGUGCCAGUUCUUUACGUUUGUAAUGGGGAACUUCUCGUCCCCAGAUGUCAGGUACAAGUGCCACCUUAAAUUCAGCUGGUACGUGCCCAGACCUGAUGCUGUAGUGCUAAAGGCUGGAGUCAUUUCUGGAUUCUCCCAGAAAUCACAACUCACUCAACACUUCGCCACAGUUUGUCGGAGCCAUCUUUUUUCAAACACCGACUUGAGAGGAAAUGACUUCCUGGAGUCACAAGCCGUCUCUCCCGAACAUUGUCAGUUCCUGUGCUCCGUCCAUCCACAAUGCACCUAUUUCUCUUUCAGCAGUAACGACUUCAGGUGUUUUCUGAAGAACAAUCCAAACAGCAUGGUGGCCAGAACGAAAAGCAACUUCACGUCAGGAAUAUCAUCUCACCUCUGUCAGAUUGACGAGAGCUGGGCUAAGCUGACCUACAAAGACAUCGAGUUUCGCGGCUCUGACUUUAGGUCCGAGGUGGUGACCUGUGUGGACAUCUGCCAGGAGAAGUGCACAGAGGACCCCAACUGUCAGUUCUACACCUACCACAACGGGAGCUUCUUCCACCCCGACCAUCGGCACCGCUGCUACAUGAAGCGAGUCAUCACCAUGCCUACGCCUUCCCAAGUUAAGAAAGUGGACAAUGUCAAGUCUGGCUUCACCUUGAGGAACUGUAGAAGUGCAUAAAAGUCUCAGGAUUU